AUGACCGAGAUCAACCAGCAUUUCCGGUCCAUGAGCUUGAGUUUCAGAGGGGCAGAACGGCAGCCGCCGACUCUGUUGCAGAUGGCCCUCCGCUUCAGCCGCGUCAUGGAGCUGCAGGAGAUGACGGUGUCUGGCAACACGGAGACCCGGCUCAAGGCUGCGAUCGACUCCUUCAACAGCUGUGGUUCGCUGAAUGUUCGCCACCAGUUGGACGAUGACAAGCGCAAGUCAUUGCUCAACUUGCUGGUGGGCACUACAAAGGAGACCAGAGACGUGAUGACUCGGCACCUCAACUUCUUCAAGUGGAAGGAAAGCGCGUUGAGCACGGAGCAGCUGAAGUCCAGCCGUUGGCUUUUGAACGCUGGCAGGAAGAACGUUGCAGAGGCUGUCAAGCCCUACUUGGUGAUGACCCCCCGAUCCCAGGAGAUGCUGAUGACUUUGCAUGUGCGGCAGUUUGAGAAAGCUGGACGCCGCUUGAAGGCCAGUGCUCGCAGCAGGCUGCGGCUUUCGGCCACCGAGUUCGAGAAGCUGGCCGAUUACGCUGCUAUGAUGGAGUCGGUGAGGGUCCAAGCCAAGCUGGUGAACAGCAAGCCGGAGAUCGAGUCAGCCAUUCUCGCUGCGUUCUACGCAAGGGACCACUUUGAUGAGAUCACCGUGGCGGCAACGACCAAGUCGGAGACCUUCAGGCUGCAGUCCCUGUCCUUCUGGAUGGAAUUCGUCGAACCACCUGCGAUUCCGUCCUCACUCGUGAUGGACUCCUUGAGUAUGGACGUGGCUGCAGCAGAGGAGGCAGCUGCUGCGGCCAAGUUCGGUGAGAUCAAGGCCAUGCUGGAGUAUAACAUGGCAAAGGCCAAGAUCGACUCCCAGGCCCACAUCCGCAAGGUCAUGCAUGCCAAGGAGCAGAACAACAUUGGGCUGGUGGAGGAGCACAUGAAAACGAGGGCCUUUAUGUCCACGACCACGGAUAUGGUCCUGCCCAGCACCUACGAUACCUUUGUGAAGGGUGUCUGCGUGAAGACAAAUCUGACCCUGGGGGACAUCUUGACGGUCGGAUAUGUGGACACGACAAAGAUGGGGGUUUUGACGCAAACCCUCAUCGACCGAGUAGGUCAGUGGUGCCAGGACGUGGUGGCCCGCAAUCCGCUCAGCGCCUUGCAUGAAUGCACCUGCAUCAUCAUCAUCCUCCCGCUCCUUGCCUCAGCGGCUGGGGCCGGAUGUUUGAGGGCAGAUGUGAGGAGGUUGGAGGACAAGCUGAUCCACCACAACCUGGAGAUCCGGCAGUUUGUGGUGGUGCCAGACAUGGCCCAUGUGCACGCGAAUGCAGCCGCGCCGGAAGCGUAUGUCAACCUCCUCGCGGUCAGUGAUGUCACCCUCCCUGCAAAGGGCACCGGACAUCGUGCCAGCAAGAUCACUGAGAAAGUGGACCCGGCCGGCGUGAACUACUUCUGCAACAGCCUCCUCUGGACACGCCAGACGCUGGGUGAAAGGCCUCGCAUGAUCCCGGAGGCUGAGUACGUCACGCUGCAGAGCGGGUUCAGCAGCCACGAAUGCAGACGCAAUCUUACCGAUCUGCAAGAGACGGCCCAGUGGCAAGGUGGUGCUGACAUCCCCAGGACCGAUCCGGCAGUGCUGCGUCGCUGCAUCCUGGCACAUGCCACGCUAUAUGACGGCUGCGUGGAGAAAGCUGCGAUGACCAUGAAGUUGGCGUCCUUUUCGCAGACGGACGAGCCCAAGGCGUUCAUGAGCCCUGGUGUGCACAAGGGUGUGGUUGGAUGUGUGGUUACUUGUUGGUAUGAAGUGAGAGCGCCGGAGACCGGAGAACAACCCAAGGACAGGAUGUGGAAUCUUCAAGCAGCACUGCUUGGACCUCUGGAAGGCGGGUGCAGCACCGUUCGACAAGAGCAGACCAGCUUUCGUCCCGGAGCCAGCGGAGUCUCAGCUGAUUCAUUCGUGUUCAUGCAAGUUGAUGUCCCUGUCCUUGCAGAGCGUCCCAAUCUUCAGCUUUGCAUACUGAAUGAUGGCGUGUUGACUUUGCCAAGGGAUGUGAGAAUGAUGUUUCUCCAGGACCCGGUCCGGUCUGUUGAGUGGAAGGAGGUCUUGCGUCAGUUCGAUGCAACAUACCAGUCCGGUGCAGCAGCGGCUGCAGCAAGCAGCAGCACCGGCGCCAGCCCUGCUGCAGCCUCAACCUUUGACUGGUCCUCAGUCUUCGGUGGCCAGACCCAGUUUGAUGAGGGGAAGAUCAAGGCAAAGUAUGCCUUGGCAGGGGUUGCCAAUGUCACGUGCUACAUCGUGACACCGUCGGACUAUGAGGAGCCAGGGCCAGAUGACGAGGACACCCCCCCGCCGCAGUAUCAAUUCUGGAUGAGAGCCUCGGUUGACCUCACGGUGCCUGACACCUUGCCGGUCCUGACCUACGGCCCUGGAACGUGGGUGACUGAUGCGCGUGCGAAAACUGCGCUGAGUGAGACGCCUGACAAGGUCGUCCUCUGUGCAUUCCAGAGCUGUGAGGACGUGGUGGUGCUGGAGGAGAGGUUGAGUGACAGAGUCAGACUUGCAAGCAUGUUGCAGCGUUGCAUCCAUGGGAGUGAGUUGUUUCUUUGUUCUUGA
Molecule: messenger RNA, 2607 nt
Organism: Symbiodinium pilosum
Lineage: Eukaryota; Dinophyceae; Suessiales; Symbiodiniaceae
Source: the annotation of a GenBank genome assembly